Spodoptera litura is the source of this 2004-nucleotide messenger RNA. It is a transcript of the gene Ant, whose product is annotated as ADP/ATP translocase. Lineage: Eukaryota; Metazoa; Arthropoda; Insecta; Lepidoptera; Noctuidae. Gene Ontology annotation, cellular component: mitochondrial inner membrane. Gene Ontology annotation, biological process: mitochondrial ATP transmembrane transport; negative regulation of mitochondrial outer membrane permeabilization involved in apoptotic signaling pathway; mitochondrial ADP transmembrane transport. Gene Ontology annotation, molecular function: ATP:ADP antiporter activity. The record is from RefSeq and is a predicted model, not a curated record.
CUGCCCCUUCCUUCCUUCUUUUGCGCCGCUCCUCCGGGCAGAACUGCGAGAGAACGUGAUCGAUCGAAUUUCAAAAAAGGCACACACCUACCCCCUGUGCUCCCGAGAUCACGAAAUUACUCUAAAUCUCCUGAUUUUAAAUUCAGGGGUUCGUGUUUCGUGAUUUAUUCCAUUCCGUGUGUGUACCCAGAUUCCACCUCGACCCGCGAGGUAAUUACCAAGUGAACACCCUCCUCACAAAAUGUCUAACCUCGCUGAUCCGGUCGCGUUCGCGAAAGAUUUCCUCGCUGGCGGUAUCUCCGCCGCGGUCUCCAAGACCGCCGUCGCGCCCAUCGAGCGCGUCAAGCUGCUGCUCCAAGUCCAGCACGUCAGCAAACAGAUCGCCGCUGACCAGCGCUACAAGGGUAUCGUCGAUGCUUUCGUCCGCAUCCCCAGGGAGCAGGGGCUCCUGUCCUUCUGGCGUGGUAACUUCGCUAACGUCAUCAGAUAUUUCCCCACCCAGGCGCUCAACUUCGCCUUCAAGGACAAGUACAAGCAGGUGUUCCUCGGAGGCGUAGACAAGCACACGCAGUUCUGGCGCUACUUUGCGGGUAACCUUGCGUCCGGUGGUGCCGCCGGCGCGACCUCCCUGUGCUUCGUGUACCCCCUUGACUUCGCCCGUACCCGUCUCGCCGCCGACGUCGGCAAAGGCGACGGACAGCGUGAGUUCAAGGGUCUCGGAGACUGUCUUGGCAAGAUCUUCAAGUCCGACGGUCUGAUCGGUCUGUACAGAGGCUUCGGUGUCUCCGUGCAAGGUAUCAUUAUCUACCGUGCUUCAUACUUCGGAUUCUACGACACAGCCCGUGGCAUGCUGCCCGACCCCAAGAACACACCAAUCGUCAUCAGCUGGGCCAUCGCGCAGACUGUCACCACCGUCGCUGGUAUCAUCUCGUAUCCCUUCGACACCGUCCGUAGGCGCAUGAUGAUGCAGUCUGGCCGUGCCAAGGCUGACAUCCUCUACAAGAACACUCUCCACUGCUGGGCCACCAUCGCCAAGUCCGAGGGUACUGGUGCCUUCUUCAAGGGAGCCUUCUCCAACGUCCUCAGAGGAACUGGUGGUGCCUUCGUAUUGGUGUUAUACGAUGAGAUCAAGAAGCUUCUCUAAAUCUAAUGUAAGAAUUGUUACCAUAAUUUCAAUUUAUUGUGAUUCCAAAUCACCACAGAUAGCCACUCCCCUAAAUCUUGUAUUAUUAGACGCGGAAUUAACCUAGUAACUUAUUUUUAGUUAAUAAAAGCGUUAUACACCAAUUCCAACAAGUAUUUUGUUUUAUUAAAAUGUUAGGUAUUACAUAAUGCUUGGCUACACCUCACUGAAAAGGUUGCAUAGCUGUUCAUGUAGGUUACAUGUCAUUCAGAACUUUUUCUAAAUAUAUUUGCUUGUGAUCAUAGCUCAUCCAGCCAGUGUGUGUGUUAUGUAACAACCUCAUUUCGUUCAAUGUUUUGAGGCCAAGGUUGUUUGUACCUCUAGUUACUGUCUAACUAACACUAAUUAUCUAAAAUGUUGGAAUAGAGAACUUCAUUAGUGAAUAUUUAUUGUGAAAAUAGUAGAUUUUCACUUAUUGUUAUGUGGUUAUUUAAUCAAUACUUAACCUAUGUGGCAUUGGGAGUGAGACCUUGUACUUUAUAAUCAAGUGAUCUAAACAGGACGCUGUGAAAAUCAUGUAAAAGCUGUGGAAUCCAAAUCAUGUGAUUGAGAGCUGUUAUGUAACUAUGCAGUAUGUGUAAGUGCUAUGAUGUGUGCAUGGUGACCUAGUAGGAAUUUAAUUUUAGUUCACUUUUAAAAAGUGCUAUGCAGUGUAGUAAAUCCACAUGUAUAUCGAUAUAAUGUAACAAUUGUUACUACGAGCAGGCUCAUCGAGAUCAUCAACCCUGUGUAACAUCUUUCUUGCUCGGUAUGAAUUUUUUGGUGUGAAAAAUUCAUGCUAAGAGUAAAUUAUUAUCUAGAAAAUAAAUGUUAAAUAAAUA